CAUCGCGAGUAGCGAGCCUGCAACUACGAAGAUAUCCUAAUUGAAGCUCUGAGGAAGAGGCUCUCAUUGCACAAAUACAUACCGGAAAUGUAGUAGCGGAGCGAAGAAGAGAAACGGAUAAUGGAUCCGUAAGAUGGAGAAGCGCUUUCAUCAUCGGAGCGUCAUAACAUUGACGUAGGCCCUGAGGGAUGACCUCGUAACGUCGACGUCCAGAUUGAGCAAUUUGAGGACAAGGGAAUGAUGAAGGUAUCUUCUGUUCUCUGAUAUAUUCAUUCCCGAUGCCGCCCAAGUUUCCCCUUCGAACAUUCAAACCUUCACUUCAAGUUCCACGACGUGCAACCCUCACAACAUCAACACUCGUCCAUAGACCCUCCAUCACACCCAUCACGGCUGCUCACUCUCGGCUCGUCAAUCUCAAGAGUCACUUCAGCACCACAAUGGCACCAAACAACAAUAACCAAGACUUCAAGCUCGACAAGCUUUUCAAUGUCCAAGGAAAGGUCGCUCUCAUCACCGGCGGUGGUUCCGGCAUCGGCCUAAUGGCCACACAAGCUCUCGCGACCAACGGAGCAAAGGUCUAUAUCGUCGGCCGUACUGAGGAGAAGCUUGAACGCGUGUCUGAGGUCUACGGCAAGGACAUCCCAGGCCAAAUCAUCCCCGUGACAUGCGACGUGUCCAAGAAAGACGAGAUCAAAAAGCUCGUCGAGUACAUCUCGUCGAAAGAGAAGUGCCUGUGCAUCCUCUUCAACAACGCCGGCAUCAGUCUCAACACGCAACAGACAGAAGCCAAGUCUGCCGAGGAGAUGUCCAAGAACUUAUUCGACGACGAGAACGAGACCUUCGAGAUGUGGACAGAUACAUACCGCACCAACGUGCCGCAACUGUUUUUCAUGACCACGGCGUUCCUGCCGCUUCUCGAGGCCGCGCACAAGCACAACGACAACUUCUCCGGCACCGUGAUCAACAACUCAAGUAUCAGCGGCAUCGUCAAGACGUCCCAGCACCAUUUUGCGUACAACGCCAGCAAGGCUGCCGCAAUCCAUUUGACCAGCAUGCUGGCCAACGAGAUCACCCAGAACGGCCUGAGGAUCCGAGUGAACAGUGUCGCACCCGGUGUGUUCCCCAGUGAAAUGACGGCCGGUGAGAGCGACGAGAACCAGAAGAGCCAUAUUCCACGCGAGAAGUAUGAGAGCAAAGUGCCCGCCGCACGACCUGGUGAAGAUAGAGACAUGGCGAAUGCCAUCUUAUUUUUGGCGACAAAUCAAUAUCUUAAUGGCCAGACCGUAGCGGUAGACGGUGGAUACAUCCUCAGUGCGGGCAGUGGACCUUGAACGUUGACCCGAUGUGAAAUGGGAGUCCGUCAUGAUACUAAGCACUCUUUGCUGUCGAGCAGCAUAGGCGAGACUUGGAAGUCCACGUACCUGUGUUAGCAGUGUCUAACAGAGCGGACGACGAACAGCCAACGAGAAGCAAAAGUAAUGAGCAGUGAUAACUUUCAAUCUUCCCACUUUC
Molecule: messenger RNA, 1512 nt
Organism: Exophiala xenobiotica
Lineage: Eukaryota; Fungi; Ascomycota; Eurotiomycetes; Chaetothyriales; Herpotrichiellaceae
Exons: 2
Coding region: 279-1331 (350 amino acids)
Molecular function (GO): oxidoreductase activity
Source: RefSeq, a predicted model, not a curated record